Molecule: messenger RNA, 958 nt
Organism: Aureobasidium musti
Lineage: Eukaryota; Fungi; Ascomycota; Dothideomycetes; Dothideales; Saccotheciaceae
Source: the annotation of a GenBank genome assembly
AAUGUGGACAUUCGCGCAAGUCGCUGCGUUGCUGGUUUGGACCGCAGCUUGCGAUGGCUCGCCUUUUGGUCAUCACGCUCCACAUGCUGUCGUGUUGAAUCAUAUUCAGCAAGUGAAAGACUGCUACGAUUAUGUUAUAGUCGGUGGUGGUACAAGUGGUCUUGUUGUCGCAAAUCGCCUGACUGAGAAUCCGCACAUCAGUGUUUUGGUGAUUGAGCGUGGCUACCUGUCAGAUAACGGAACCACAGUGCCAGGUCUGGCUGUCCCUACCAAGUACCUCAAUACAGAUACGAGCAUCCCUCAGCCUGGUCUCAAUAACCGUACUGCUCCUCUGUAUACUGGUGAUGUGGUUGGAGGUGGAACGGUCGAAAUGUUUCCUGGAAUCAUCUCGACGGAUCUUGAGCCUCAUGGUGUUGAUGGUCCUGUAGGAUCAAGUUUCUCGAAUUAUCAUUGGGAUAGCAUUGGUGUAGCCAUAAACCCUCAGCCAAACAAUGGAGAGGCUACCGGUGCCUUUUACAGCACAAUAUCUGCAUAUGCGAAGAACCAGUCCAGGUCGCAUGCUUCGAAUGCUUACUAUCGUCCUAUCGCCAAUGUGCGAAAGAAUCUGCAUCUGGUUACUGGUCACUUGGUCACGAAGAUCAAUUUCGAUCAAGAGCUCAGGGCUAUUUCUGUUGAUACCGUGAGAUCAUCAUGGCAGCAGGUGCCGCUCGUACGCCUCAGAUCCUGCAGCUUUCGGGCAUUUGACCUGAGCCGCUGUUAUCAAGUCUGGGCAUCGAAACUAUUGUGGAUUUGCCAGGAGUGGGUAGCAACUUCCAGGAUCAACCCACGCUAUGGUAACUAUACCUUUCCGACUCCGGACUGGAUUCUCUCGAAUGCGAGUUGGGCUGCCGAGCAACUGGGGAUCUACUACGAGAACCGCACAGGUAAGAGAGAGAAAAAACGGCCUGAAGCUCCGGAG